CCCACAACAACUGCAACCCCCCGCCGAACGAUGCCACGCCGAUAACUGCUUCUUCUCACCAAAACCGUGUCGCGCCUGAUUGACCCUUUGCCUUUUCGCCCACAAUGGCCUCCGCCAUCUUCUUCCUCGACCUCAAGGGCAAGACCCUUCUGGCCCGCAACUACAGGGGAGACAUCCCCAUGUCCGCCGUCGAAAAGUUCCCCAUUCUGCUGAGCGAGGCCGAAGAAGAGAGCUCCGCUGUCCCGCCAUGCUUCUCCGACGAAGGCAUCAACUACCUCUACAUCAGACAUAACAACCUCUACCUGCUCGCCCUCACCAAGCGCAACUCCAACGCAGCCGAGAUCCUUCUCUUCCUCCACAAAAUCGUCGAGGUCUUCACCGAGUAUUUCAAGGAGCUGGAGGAGGAGAGUAUAAGGGACAACUUUGUCGUCAUUUACGAGCUUCUCGACGAAAUGAUGGAUUUCGGAUACCCGCAGACGACCGAGAGCAAGAUAUUACAGGAAUACAUCACCCAGGAAUCGCACAAGCUCGAGAUCCAGGCCCGUCCUCCUAUCGCCGUCACAAACGCCGUCUCCUGGCGCAGCGAAGGCAUCCGGUACCGGAAGAACGAAGUCUUCCUCGACGUUGUCGAGUCGCUCAACCUUCUCGUCUCUGCCAACGGCAACGUGUUGCGCUCCGAGAUUCUGGGCGCCAUCAAAAUGAAGUGCUACCUCUCCGGUAUGCCCGAGCUGCGGUUAGGCCUGAAUGACAAGGUCAUGUUCGAGACGACGGGACGAGCCACGCGGGGUAAGGCGGUCGAGAUGGAAGACGUCAAGUUCCACCAGUGCGUGCGGUUAAGUCGAUUCGAGAACGACCGGACCAUCAGCUUCAUCCCGCCGGACGGAGAAUUCGAGCUGAUGAGCUACCGGUUGAACACGCAAGUGAAGCCGCUGAUCUGGGUCGAGUGCAUCGUCGAGAGCCAUUCAGGCAGCAGGAUAGAGUACAUGCUCAAGGCCAAAGCGCAAUUCAAGCGACGCAGCACGGCCAACAACGUGCAAAUCAUAAUACCGGUGCCUGACGACGCGGACACGCCUCGAUUCCGGACGAACAUCGGCACGGUGCACUACGCGCCUGAGUCGUCAUCGAUUGUGUGGAAGAUCAAGCAGUUCGGCGGCGGCAAAGAAUUCCUGAUGCGGGCGGAGCUGGGGCUGCCGUCGGUGCGCGGCGACGACGAGAAGGGCGGCGGCAUGAUGGGCGGUUUUGGUGGCAGUAUGGGCGGCAUGACGAGCGGCAAGGGCAAGCGGCCCAUCAACGUCAAGUUCGAGAUUCCCUACUUCACCACGUCGGGUAUCCAGGUCCGCUAUCUGAAGAUUAUCGAGCCCAAGCUGCAAUACCCCUCCCUGCCAUGGGUGCGCUACAUCACGCAGUCGGGCGACAUAUCAGUGCGCCUGCCCGACGUGCAGUAAACGGGGCGGCGGACUCGACGACAGUGACGAUGACGAUGACGGGACAGGACGGGACAGGACGGGAUCUAGCAGAGGAAGGGGAGGAAAGAAGCGUGCUUUCUGCUUGCCUGCUGUUUGCUGCGCGGGUUAUGAGGGCUCACUACGCCUGAGAUACGUAUGGCAUGGCUUUUCUUGGAGCGGGCAAGCAAGAAUUGAUUGGACGCGAAGCUGCAUGAAUGAAUGCAUGCGUGUAUGCACUAACUGGUUGUUGGCAAUCAGCGGGAGCGAGUCGAGGGAGAGGCAUUUGCAAGCUGCGUGCGUGCGUGAUGCUGCGCUGGGUGGGCGGCAUGAUGGGAUUGUUCACGCGGGUUAUGCGUGCAUGAGCGGCUGCCCUGCUGUCUCGUGUGGGGAGGAUAGUUAGAAAGACAACGAAGGCUUAAUUCAGGAUUGAUAGGUAUGGCUGUGGCUGUUUUUG
Molecule: messenger RNA, 1899 nt
Organism: Aplosporella prunicola CBS 121167
Lineage: Eukaryota; Fungi; Ascomycota; Dothideomycetes; Botryosphaeriales; Aplosporellaceae
Exons: 6
Coding region: 105-1445 (446 amino acids)
Biological process (GO): vesicle-mediated transport; intracellular protein transport
Cellular component (GO): clathrin-coated vesicle; clathrin adaptor complex
Molecular function (GO): clathrin-cargo adaptor activity
Source: RefSeq, a predicted model, not a curated record